Molecule: messenger RNA, 283 nt
Organism: Medioppia subpectinata
Lineage: Eukaryota; Metazoa; Arthropoda; Arachnida; Sarcoptiformes; Oppiidae
Source: the annotation of a GenBank genome assembly
UCCGAUGGCAUCGGAGUUGAGUCCAAAGCACGCGUCGCCCAGAAGUGAAUCCUAUAAAAACAAAGACAAAAAUCCAAGGGAAUUGAGGCGACGGCGCAGCGAAACGAUUGUGGAGUUACGCAAACAGAGGAGAGACGACAAUACGGACAGAAGGCGUAACAUAUCGUUGUAUGACAACUGGUCUGAUGGCGAGGACAUCGAAGAAGAACUUGAGAAUGACGUGAAUAUCAAUGAGGUUUUGAUGGGUUUGAAAGCGGGAAACGUGUGGGACAUGCCAUCGAAA